Molecule: messenger RNA, 989 nt
Organism: Penaeus indicus
Lineage: Eukaryota; Metazoa; Arthropoda; Malacostraca; Decapoda; Penaeidae
Product: transmembrane protein 107-like
Exons: 5
Coding region: 193-609 (138 amino acids)
Biological process (GO): non-motile cilium assembly; protein localization to ciliary transition zone
Cellular component (GO): MKS complex
Source: RefSeq, a predicted model, not a curated record
UGUGAAGCACUUGACAGCUCGAGCUUCCCCUGGCAUGUAAACAAAUAUGACAGGCAGCCACUGACAAAGUAUUCAAAUUCUUGUCAAAAUAAUCGAAUCGCCGGAACCACUGCUGCUCACACUGGCACAUCAGGCAGCCUGACAGAGGGGCAUAAAUUCAACAUUUUGUCCUGACUCAAUGCAAGGAGGAAGAUGAGAGUCACAGGCCUGAUUCCUGCACAUUUCUUAACUCUAACAUCACAUCUAGUCAUUCUCAUAACAGUAUUGUUAGCAAGGGAGGAAAAUGUUAAAGCUUGUCUACCACACAAUUAUAGUGCAGCAGAGUAUAGAAGAAGAGAAGGAGAAUUUCUUGGUGGUUUGAUUGCUGGUGUUGGACUGACAGCAAUUGAGAUCAUAGGAUUUAUGACAGGCAUAUCAAUGUUCACAGGUCUUGCAUCCCUUAUAUCUAUUGCCUGCCAUUGUGGAGCUUCAGUCAGCUUGGCAUAUAUGGUGGUGGAUUCUUGGGACUGCAGGCUUUACUGGUGGAUAUUUGGGCUUACCUCUGUCAUUCCUGCAUUGAUUGAAGUGGGUGUCAUGAUAAGUGUACUGAUGCUGAAGAAAAAUGUUUAAUUUACACUAGUGUUUGUUUUACUGUGGAUAAUGCUGAGUGGUCUGGAAGUAUGUAUUGUAUUUACACUUAAUGUCUAGUCUUUCCUUUACUGCAGAUAAUGCUUAGUGAUUUGAAAGUAUAUACUGUGGAUAAUGUUGAGUGGUAUAUUUUCAUUAAGUUUCAUGUUUAGUCAGCUAAUUAAUAUGAAUAUUCAUUGCAUUUAUCAUUUCUGGUUUUAUCUCUAUAUUUAUAUGAUGCAUGAGGAAAAUCAAGUGAAAAACAAAUAUUUUUUAUAUUUUGUAUACUUUUUUUACUGUGUCUGCAAGAGUAAGUUAUUGCAUAUGCUGAAAGAUGUAUGCAUGGAUGACAUUAAUAAUCAUAUAUCAUGUAAGAUAAAUGA